Sipha flava (yellow sugarcane aphid) is the source of this 3499-nucleotide messenger RNA. Its product is annotated as gamma-tubulin complex component 6-like. NCBI's taxonomy places the organism in Eukaryota, Metazoa, Arthropoda, Insecta, Hemiptera, Aphididae. Gene Ontology annotation, biological process: cytoplasmic microtubule organization; microtubule nucleation; meiotic cell cycle. Gene Ontology annotation, molecular function: microtubule minus-end binding; gamma-tubulin binding. The transcript has 18 exons. Bases 593 to 3376 code for a protein of 927 amino acids. The record is from RefSeq and is a predicted model, not a curated record. Gene Ontology annotation, cellular component: centrosome; equatorial microtubule organizing center; spindle pole.
AACGCAUAGAUUAACAUAUUAGAGUAUUACUCUAUGGGUCAACGUCACCUUACCGCCUGUAAUUAGAGGUGGUCAUUUCAACUCGGCUUAAUGAUUUCAAUUCACUUAACUCGGUUAGAAAAUCUAUUGUAUGGUUUAAUCCAAUGAUUUAAUUAAGGGAGUUAACUCCUAAUUCAAUGAGUUCUUAUCAACCAUAUGUUUCAUUUUGGAUAAUGAAUAGCCAAUACUACAUAAUUAUACAUAAUAGCUGGUAACGGCUUUAGAUAAUAUCGGUGGUUAAUGAAUGGUGAUAAGUUGAAAUAUUGAUAGUUCAACGUCUUGAUGGCCGUUGCCGUUUCACUUAGUUUUUGAAAUAAAAGACAUUCCACCUGCAAUCUACUUUCAAGACAACCAAAUCUCAAAAACUCAAAACAUAUAUUUAGAUUUUAAGAAAAAUGUCACAUGGAAUUCUCUACUACUGAAUAUUACAUUAUUUUGUGUAUUUUAAUUAUUCCGGUAUAUUAUUUUUUUCAACUUUGGGCAUGGCUUGGAUGGGAAUUGUUUAAGAAUAACUAAAAAUCAAUAAUAAAAAAAUAAGUAUCCAGUCACAAUUAUGUCUACUCUAAUGAGUUCAAGAAAUCUUAAUAUUUUAAAUAAAGACAGAAAUAUUCCAAACAUAUUUACAUCUCAAUUUAAUCAACAGGAUGGUGUUUUGUAUCCAUUAAAUAUAUUAGAAAGAGAAAAAAACAUUCCCAAUGUUUUCAAUUUUCAAAGGUUUGAUGAUAAAGUUUCUACACAUUCAUGCAUUUAUACAGACAAUGAAUAUCCAGAUUUAUUUACAUUGAACAAAUCAUAUUCAAAACAAUAUAUUCUUAAAAAUGAUUUGUGGGAAAAAUAUAGCAAUUACACAAGUGUAUUUAGCCUAUCAGAUAUACAACAUAUUGAUUGUAUACAGAAUUUAGAGAUUAAUAAUAGUGACAAUGUGAAACAAGAAAAAAAUAAUUCAAUUUCAAAUGAUAAAUUGUUACAGGAAUUAUCGUCAGAGAAGGAAAAUUGUAUUAGAAUUGAUAAUACAGAAGUAAAUAAAUCAAAUACAUCUGAAAAAUCUUCUAUUUCAAAAGAAAACACUGAAGAAAAUAUAAGUUCAGCUUAUUGUUUUUGGUGUAUUGUCACAGCGACAAAUGUACGUGAUCAUAACAUUAAAACAUAUUUUCCCCAAAGAGAAAUAAACAGUGGAUGUAUUAUGAAAGAUAUUAAACUAAUGCUGAUUAAUAUGGGUACAACUUAUUUUUUUGUGGAUGAAGAAACACAUAUGUAUAAGCGAAAUGGGAAUAUCAGUAUUAAUGGACUAACACCUGAAAUGUUUGAAUCUGCCACAGAUCCUAUUUUAGAGUGUUCUAAUUUAUAUAAAAUAAUAUGCAAUACUGUAACGAAAUGGAAAGAAAAAAGUGAUGAUAGUAUAGUUAAAGCCUUUAUAUUUGCUAUGUCUAAUAUAAUGAAUGAUUAUGAACAAACAAUAUAUGCUGUUUCAAAUGAGUCAAUGUUGUCACUUGUGGGUCGAGUGUCUAAUAUAAUUCCUCGAUUACAGUUGUUAGCAAAUAUUUGUGGCAUGAAUAACCCUAAUUGUAUUUACAUCCAAGAUCAUGAACCUUCUGGUGUACAUUUGUUAAACAAAAUUCAUAAUUAUUUGUUUGAAUAUCGAUUUUCCUGUGAUCUAUUCCUAAGGAUGUUAUUAUAUAUUUUUCAAUCGUGCUGUUUUGCUUAUUUAAGAAUUUUAUCGAAUUGGGCAUUAAAAGGUGUUUUAAAUAAUGAUGAAUCUUGCAUAUUCAUAAAAUUAAAACCAGAUAUUGUAGAUGAAGAUAAUAACUGUCGGCAAAAUUGGGAUCGUUUUAUUAUAGAUGAAAGUAUUGAAGUUCCAAUGUUUUUAGACAAAUACAAAAAAAAUAUUUUACAAUGUGGUAAAACCAUAAAUUUCUUUAAUAAAUUCAAUGAUGUGAAUGUAUUUUUACCUGAUUUAACUUGUUGUUUUGAUGCUAUUGAUACACAAAACAUCUACGAACAAUUUUCUAUGUUUUUUAAAUAUGACUCUGAUUUCCAAACAUCUAGCUCUGUUAAAAGAAUGUCCAAUAGUUACCUUUUUGAAACUGCUGAUAAACUUGUUAAUCCGAAAAGAAAUUCUGAUAUUGAUGAUAUUCAAAAUGAUAAUAUAACUAAUGUUAAAGAAACUAUGAAACUAAUGUACUCUGAUAAUGAAAACUAUGAAUUGUUUCAAAUACCUGAUUGGACUUCAAUUAAUAAUUCAUAUGAAUUUGAUAAGCCAUACGGAUUUUUUUUAGAUUUGAAUGAUUCAUUAACUUAUAAUGACAAACCUUUUGAUGUUAUUAACAUGAUAGACUAUGUACCACAUUCAAUUCUGAUACCAGCUCGCAUUCAGAAAAGUGUCUGUGAUAAACAAAUAUUAGACAUGUAUUUUGUACAAGAAAAUCUAAUGGGACAUUUAUAUUUUUUAUCUCAGUGCUUUUUUUUAAUGAAUUGCCAAUUUACUUCUAAACUGAGAGAGACAUUGUUUAAUGAUAUAGCUACUAAUAGACAGAACCCUGUAAACAUUUUCAAUUCAAUUAAAUUAAAGUCUAUUGUGGAUGAAGCUAUUCAAGAUAGUUUUUCAGAAAAUUGGCAACAUGGUUUAACAUUGGAAAAUACAUUUAUUCCUCGGUUGAAUGGAGUUAUUGAAAUUUCAGACAUAGAAUGUCUGGAUUUAAAAUAUUCACCAGAAUGGCCAAUGAAUAUGAUUCUACCUAACAAAGUAUUAUUGAAGUACAAACGGAUAUUUUUGUUUGCUAAUAAAUUAGAAUAUGUUUCAUGGAGUUUAUUUAAAGCCAGAGAAUUAUUGAAUGUAUUUAAAAAUGAUACAGGUUUACAAUUUCGUAAAAUUAAUCUUUUCAAACAUUGGAUGAAUCAAUUUGUAUCAUCAAUUCAACAGUACUACAAACAAAUAGUAAUUAGCACAUGUUGGACUGAAUUAAAUGAGAGCUUUGAAAAAGCCCAAAAUUAUGAUGAUUUAUAUUCGAGUCAUAAACAGUACAUGCAUCUUAUGUUAAAGCGGUGUUUAAUGGUUGUUGGUUGUAAAGAUAAACUUAUUUUGCUGAAUAAGAUAUACAUAGAAAUAUUAGUCUAUUACCAAGCCUUAGCAAGUGGUCAAUUUUACAUUGAAAAUUCAGAACGGUUACACUCCGAGUUCUUCAAUAUGGAACAGUCUUUUUUUCGGUUUGUAAAACUAAGAGAGACGUUUUACAAUAAUAUAUUGAAAACUGUGCAUCAACAAACUCAAGAAAAACAUUCGGUAGUACAAUUGGAAAGCUUAAUUACAAUACUUGGACCACUAAAUAGUAUAAGUUGAAGUUUAUUAUUUUUUAGCAGUAUUAUAAAUUAUGAUUCAAUCUUAAACUUUUAUUGAUUUAUGGUACAUUUAUGUCCUUUUUUUUUAAUGAUUAAUAAAAUAAAAAAAAGAUCUAUUUUAUUA